UGUAUGUUUUCUCCGAACAAUGGCUGGACCAGCGGAGCAUACAGGUGCCACUGUAGAAAGGGGUUCUACUCAGCUAUGAGGAGUCCGGAAUUCAAUGGUACAUUGGUGGAAUCUGCUUGGAAGGAGAAAGAAGUUAUACACAGCCCGAACUAUGACCUCCUGUAUACGUGUAAACCUUGCCCACCGGGAUGUGAAAUGUGUGUGGAUGACUCACCUUGUCUGUCACCUUACAAUUGGGCUUUCCGAAUUUCUCUACUAGUAAUUUCCAUGCUUUGCAUCGUUUUAUCUAUCGUCCUUGCCUGCUAUGUCUACCGAUAUAGGAAGCUGAAAGUUAUCAAGGUGGCAAGCCCAGUUUUUCUCUGUAUUACUCUCUUGGGUUGCGCCAUUAUGUAUACGGAGAUGGCAGCCAUAUUUCCUGCCCUUGACGUGUACAGCUGUGUAGCCACAAAGUGGACUCGUCAUAUGGGUUUUUGUCUAACGUACAGUGGCCUACUAUUAAAAACAUGGAGAGUAUCUUUGACAUAUCGUGUGAAAUCCGCCCACAAAUUGAAACUAACAGAUAGGCAGCUUCUUCAGUGGCUAUUUCCUAUCCUUUUCAUCAUGGGGAUCUACCUGGGCUCUUGGACAAUCUCCUCACCCCCUGAGGCAAUCUAUAUCCAUGACUGGUUCAACUUAAGAUUUCGCCAGUGUGACUAUAACUGGUGGGAUCACAGUUUAGCCAUAGGGGAAUUUCUUUUCUUACUAUGGGGGAUCCGUGUGUGCUAUAACGUUAGAAACGCAGAGUCUUUCUUCAACGAGGCAAAGCACAUCAGUUGGGCCAUCUACAACAUUACUUGUGUCAAUAUUAUUAUGGUUAUGAUACAUUUAGUGAUUCUACCAAGCGCUGAUCCGGACGUCAAGUACCUGUUUGGGUUCAUUCGAACUCAGUUAAGCACAACAGUCACGAUAGUUUUUAUCUUUGGGCCUAAGUUCUACCGAGUAAUUAAAGGUCAAGGAGACACGUGGGACAAUCGAGCCAGAGCUCGUGGGGUGACGGCAUCCUUCUCGCUCAAUGGGGUAGGGUUGGUGCACGAAGAAACUACAGAUUUGUAUCAAGAAAAUGAAGAGCUCAAGGAGGAGGUUCAAAAACUGGCAGCACAGAUAGAAUUCAUGCGGAUAGUUCACAUGGAAAUGAACAAUCGUCACCUGAAGCCAAAGCACGGGAGUUUUUUCAGCCAAUCCAAUACGGCACAGAGUCCUAUAGUUAGGUCAAUAUACACGAAGUUUGAGAGCACCGACUCCCCUGGUUCAAGAAUUUGCCCAGCUGCAGAGCUCAUAAGUGAAAGGGUUUGAAAUAUUGGAUAUGAAUAUAUCUGACUAGCCUGAAUCAACCAGUCUACAAACAAACUGCUACAUUAAGAGUUCAAAACUCUCAAAACCAACGGAAAAUCUGCUUUGGUUAAUUUUAAUAAGCCAUGUUAUCAUGGAGAGUUUUCUUCAAUUGAGUAAAUGCAUGGCGUUGAAUUAAAACGGAACUUCAGUAUUAUGACAUUCAAGUUGAAAACCAGGAGUAACUGGAAAUAACUUCAAGCUGUUGUAUACUUCUUGCGAUACAUUUUGAACUUGAUUCUGAUGUAACGAUGAAUUAGAAAUAAUACAGUAAAAACAAUGAGGACAAAAAGUUAAGUCGUUGUAUUGUACAUAUAAUAGUGUUUGCAUAAGACGGGACAACGAUAUGGUAUUUUUUUUCGUGUUAAAUAUUUUACCAUGGACAUCUACACAUUUUCUUGCUUGAAUUACUAUUUAUCAGAUUAAAAUUUUUUGUUAGUAUUUGUAUAUAUAUAUAUAUAUAUAUAUAUGAUUAACAAAACUAAGGGACCACCUGUUGUCCACAAAAUAAUUUUAGAAAAAGAAAUAUUUCAGUAGAUUUGUUUCGAAACCAGGGUGAGCUAAAACCAUGAUGUUGUUGUGUUUUAGGUGUGACAAAGAAAUGCUUUAACUAAUAGGCUAUUAUUUAUGUUUUGACUAAGAUCUGUUUGCUGAUGAUAUUGCUUAAAGUACCUUGCUAAUUAUAUAACUUAAACUAUUAAUAGAAGUUUGUAAGAAAUUGUCAAUGACUGUGAUGACACUGGUAAAAAAAAGGAUCAGUCGAUUAAUUUAUCCACUGAAGAGGUUCUAUUGACUUGGAGUAUUGUCAGAAAGGAGAACUUGUCAAAUUGUUUAGACAUUAUUAGACUUGGAAAAAUGAUCUCAGUGGCCAAGGUUGUCAUCAUUUUUGUAAAAAUGGAUCAUGAGUUGUGUUCAUUUAAAACGUUAAGCGACAAUUGAAGUAUUUCUUAUUGUAUUUACUGAAUGUCUUUCUAGUUGUUGUUCGAAUUAGUGUGACUGCUCCCUGAUAUUGCUACUGAAAUCUUUAAAAGGCACCUUUAGUUUCAUAUUGUUACGAAUGAAAUAAUAAUCAAUUACUAUAGUAUAUGUUUGAAAAAAAAACAGCGUUUUGGAGUAGAAUUUAGCAUUAUGAGUGUGUAUGUGUGUCUGUCUUUAUACAAAUGUAAAUAGUGGUCCUGUUUUAAAAUCCUCGAACAAAUUUGUUUCUUAGUCGUUGUUUAGACCUCUCUCAACUAAAAAGGACUGAAGAAAAUGUUUAUCUAUUUCUCCGUGUGAAGUCAAAUUCAGUAUCAUGUCGUUAACUCCGUAACCACAUGUGGAUUCCUUAUAAAAUGCCCCAUUUUUCUAGUUUGAACCCUAUACGUAUUUUUGGAGAAAAAAAUGAUAUAACUAUAAGAGAUGUUGAUGACGUAUCAGUCUUUAAAUAUGGUAAUAUAAAAUGCUAUUGUAUGUUUUCUCUACAGGAGUUAUGUAUUUCUGUCUAUAGGAAGUUACAAAUUAGUUUUCUUUUCCGUCUUAAAGGAGAAACAUUAAUUACUAAUUGUAUAUCUGAAAUACUAAAUUUAUACAUGUUGUGUAACAAUACCAAAACAACCAAAUCAAGACCUAGUUGAACAUGAGAUUUCACUGAUUUGCAUUAUAGUUCUUUUAAAACAGUUUAUGUCAUGUAUAUUUAUCACUUUACAUAAAUAUGCCCUACUUGAAAUAUUAAUUAUUUACCUAGAUCUACAAACGGGAUGUUUAACGAAAACAAUCUUUAUUGGAAGCUUAUUAAAUAUCAUCGUCGAGUAUCAAGAAUCACAAUUUAAGUUUCUUCUUUACCUCACUGCACUAUUGUUUUUCUCAUAAAAAAAACAUACUAAAAAUGAUUUAUUAUAUCCACAUCCGGAAUUGUGUUCAGAAACUCCCUUGCACUUCAAAACAUUGUAAUACUCUAGACUUCUUCCAUCUCACGCGUGUAACUCUUCUUAACUGAAUAUACAACAUUUAAACACUCAUAAUAUGAAAAUGUACGUCACAGGAUACAUUCAGUUUGUUUCAUAUUCUUAUAUAAUACAUAUAAAUAUAUACAAAAUCCAAAAAAGUAGUUUUCAUAUGGUAAAUUGUUAGCAGUGGCGUAAAUAUGCCCCCGCAGCUCCUGCAAUUGAGGGGGAACCCGAGCCAAACAGGGGGUCCGAAGGGUCUGAAAAACUUAAGAAUUGCUGACAAGGGGAGUAAAUGUGGGGGGCCCAAUUACUUUUUAUGCGGGGGGAACCUUUUGUAGUUACGUCACUGAUUGUUAGUGCUACAUAAAUAACUGAAAUGUCAUAUAAGUAGUACUCUUAUAUGUAGAACUAACUGUUCAGUAUUUAUAAUGAUUUAGGUUAGCAUUAGUCAGGGUCUAUUCCCUUGACUUAUCGAUAUGGUUUAACAGUGUAACACAUACGAUCGUAAAAACCCGAACAGAACAUUAGACGUGAUCAAAGGUCAUAGUUCCGUUUUCAUGCCUUUAGAUUUUUUUAAUACUUUACUAUGUAUUCAUUUUACUCAAUGUAUUGUCAUAGCAAAAUAUACAUGAAUAAAUUAUGUUAUAACCACGA
This is a messenger RNA of Limulus polyphemus (Atlantic horseshoe crab), 3947 nucleotides long. Its product is annotated as probable G-protein coupled receptor CG31760. The annotation marks the transcript as partial. The record is from RefSeq and is a predicted model, not a curated record. NCBI's taxonomy places the organism in Eukaryota, Metazoa, Arthropoda, Merostomata, Xiphosura, Limulidae. Gene Ontology annotation, molecular function: G protein-coupled receptor activity. Gene Ontology annotation, cellular component: membrane. The transcript is spliced from 9 exons. Gene Ontology annotation, biological process: G protein-coupled receptor signaling pathway.